Molecule: messenger RNA, 1488 nt
Organism: Rhopalosiphum padi (bird cherry-oat aphid)
Lineage: Eukaryota; Metazoa; Arthropoda; Insecta; Hemiptera; Aphididae
Product: procathepsin L
Exons: 6
Coding region: 313-1338 (341 amino acids)
Biological process (GO): immune response
Cellular component (GO): lysosome
Molecular function (GO): cysteine-type endopeptidase activity
Source: RefSeq, a predicted model, not a curated record
GAAUUCGUAAUAGUCAUCACUCAUCACAUUAUAUUAUAUAGGUUGUUUGAACCACUGAAUAAUUGAAUACUGAUUAGUGAGUCACGUCUCAACCGUCCGUUAGCAGUCGUUACGUAGACACGUAGUACGUACGAUACUUACGUUUCCAUCUGACGAUUUCCGCGUGACAACGGAAAACAAACGCAAAUCACAUUACGAUUCAUUAAGCGUUUUGUUCACUCGCUGUAUCUCGUCGAAACGACCUAGAAAAGAUCUCUCCGCUCCGUCUAAGUAGCUCUUCGUCAUCGCCACUCUCCAACUAUUGUGAGCAAGAUGAAGGUAGUUGUAGUUUUGGGAUUGGUGGUCUUUGCCAUCAACUCAGUAAGCUCAAUAAAUUUAAAUGAGGUUAUUGAAGAAGAAUGGGGCUUAUUCAAAGUUCAAUUCAAGAAAAUAUAUGAAGAUGUUAAGGAAGAAGCAUUCCGUAAAAAAGUUUAUUUAGAUAAUAAGUUGAAAAUUGCCAGACACAAUAAAUUGUAUGAAACUGGUGAAGAAACAUAUGCCUUGGAGAUGAAUCAUUUUGGUGAUUUGAUGCAACAUGAAUAUAGUAAAAUGAUGAAUGGAUUUAAACCCAGUUUGGUUGGUGGUGAUAAAAAUUUCACUGAUGACGAAGCUGUGACUUUCUUGAAAUCUGAAAAUGUUGUUGUUCCAAAGGCGAUGGACUGGAGAAAGAAAGGUUAUGUAACUCCCGUUAAAAACCAAGGACAAUGUGGAUCAUGUUGGUCAUUCAGUGCUACUGGAGCAUUGGAAGGACAACAUUUCCGUAAAACUGGUGUGUUAGUAUCAUUGAGUGAGCAAAAUUUAAUUGACUGCUCUCGUAAGUACGGUAACAAUGGUUGUGAAGGCGGUCUUAUGGAUCUUGCUUUCAAAUACAUCAAAUCUAACAAGGGACUUGAUACUGAAAAAUCUUACCCAUAUGAAGCUGAGGAUGAUAAGUGUCGUUAUAAUCCAGAGAACUCUGGGGCCACUGACAAAGGUUUUGUUGACAUACCAGAAGGUGACGAAGAAGCCCUCAUGCAUGCUUUGGCUACUGUAGGACCAGUGUCCAUUGCUAUUGACGCUUCAUCUGAGAAAUUCCAAUUCUAUAAAAAAGGUGUGUUCUACAAUCCUCGUUGUAGUUCCACAGAACUGGACCAUGGAGUGCUUGUUGUUGGUUACGGUUCUGACCACAAAGGAGGAGAUUAUUGGAUUGUUAAGAAUUCAUGGGGCAAGACUUGGGGAGAUCAAGGUUAUAUAUUGAUGGCACGUAACAAGAAAAAUAACUGUGGUGUUGCAUCUAGUGCCAGUUAUCCUUUAGUUUAAAUGUUUUUAAUUUCAAAUUAUUAAUUGUAAACUAUUUUUUUAAACAUUUCUCAAUAUUUUUACUAUAGCAUUUUUAAUGUUUCACUUAAUUAUUUAUAAGAAUGUAUUGAUUUCCAAAACAAAUUUUAAUAAGACAUCUUUCUAUUUUAA